Molecule: messenger RNA, 1898 nt
Organism: Hypoxylon fragiforme
Lineage: Eukaryota; Fungi; Ascomycota; Sordariomycetes; Xylariales; Hypoxylaceae
Product: enhancer of polycomb-like-domain-containing protein
Exons: 2
Coding region: 141-1868 (575 amino acids)
Biological process (GO): regulation of transcription by RNA polymerase II
Cellular component (GO): piccolo histone acetyltransferase complex
Source: RefSeq, a predicted model, not a curated record
CCAAAACGCCAAUUUUAAUCAUAAAUAAUUUCAAUUUUCAUCGUCGCAUGACCUAAACUUUUGGGUCCCCGAAUUUUUUCGGGAUUUUUCCGACCACUUCGCGACUUUUUCCCUAUCAUCCUCCCACACCGCCGACCGCCAUGUCGACCCGGAAAGUGCGAUACAAGAAGCUUAACACAAAGACGCCUCUGCCCGUACUCCGCGAAGAUCAAAUCGACCCCAGCGAAUAUGAAUCUCUCACAACUGAAUCUCAAAUUGCUACUGGCGUUGAGCAAGCCGAAGAAAAUGAAUACCAUCUGCAGAAUGCCCUUAAGGGCCUCAAGGGAGCUGGCGCGAGUACGGACAAUGAAAUUCCCGUCCCGCCGCCUGAGAAGAGUGAGCAAUGUUAUAAUGAAUUAUAUCCCAAGCUCUACGUAGAGCCUCGGAAUUAUAUCAAGUUCUCUGAAACUGUCGAGGAGACGCUCAGUGUUCUAUAUGAUAUGACAACAGAGGAUGAGGAGUAUCUCAAGUCAUACAAUGCCAAGUGGACGGGGAAUACUCAACUCUCCGAGGAUGACUUCGAGCAGAUAAUGGAAGUCUUUGAGGACACGGCGGGAGAGCAAACUCCCUAUGCCUCGAUUGACAACACGGUAGUGCCAUACGAGGUUAUGGCUCAGGCCUUGAAUCAUAUCAUCUCAGCAAAACUCAUUCAAUCUCACGCAAAAAAUGUUUAUGAGUAUUGGAAGACUCGACGACAAGGGAGCACCAACAAACCUCUACAGUCCUCACUAAAGUUCGAAACUCACCAGGAGCAUGAUGAUAUGGACCCAUAUGUCUGUUUCCGAAGACGAGAAGUACGACAAACGAGGAAGACGAGAGCACGUGAUGCCCAGGUGAGCGACAAGCUGAAGAAACUUCGUAGAGAACUAGAAGAGGCUCGUCAGCUUGUCGUCUUCUCGUGCCAACGAGAAUUGUUCAAGAAGGAGUUGCUAGGCAGCGACCGUAUGGUCUUCGAGCAUCGAGCCCGUCUGAAGGAGACUAAGACUCGGCUCGGCAUCAGGGGUGAGGAUGAUGACUUAUACAACUCCAGGCCACAGAAACGACCCAGAACAGAGGCACCGCCUCGUCCUGUACCUCAUACUCAACUUCGUCUUGUCGUCCGCCCUGACGGAGGGAAAAGUGUGGAGCCAGCUGACCUCGCUGUCCUGUCUGACAAGCUCGCUGAAAAAGAGAACGAGUUGCGUAGCGAUGUGGAGCAGAAGGUCCAGAAUCACAGAAGGUGGAACCAGAAUUAUGUCGAUAUGACGGCUGAUCCGCUUCCCCCAGUGCAAGAGACGAAGCCUAGUUUCCGGCCUGCACAAACCAGAUACUUAAUGACGCCACCUGCGUCUGCAUCAGAUUCGAUGGAGGGAGAGGUGGCGCCUUUGACGUCUCUGGCCGAUGUGCACGACUCUCUUGUACAACCCGACUUCCCUGGCUUUAGCCCUAGCACUGAGGAUGAACGAGGGAUGUCUUCGUUCCGCCGUCGCGUAGGCAGGUUAAACCGUUUAUUCAUCGAUCGUCGACCACCCAAGGUGAAUGGGCCGACGGACCCUCGCGAAAUAGAUUAUGCGCAGAGUGACCGUUGGAAGUAUGACCAAGAUAGUGACGACGAGGAUGAACAGCCGGUAUAUCAAGUUGAUCCCAAUAGUGCUCGUCAAAUGAAGUUCCGAUCAACGAUCCCGCCGUCCCAAUUCUUGUUUAGAAGACAAGGCGGGGAUCCCAUUGUUGCUCAGACCAAUGGCGCAACUCGGCAAGCUCUACCGCAGCCUCAAGCAGCUCCAGUCCAACCCCAGGCGCAGCAACCACAACCGCAGCCAGCCCAGCCAGCCCAGUCAUCACCAGCUUGAUAAGCCAUGGGCCAACUUUGGAAUAAUCCA